GUUCGCGCAUGCGCCGAAUGGCGAUAUUUCAGUGAAUAAUCUUUGAACUAAUAUUUUUUAACUAUGAAUUUUUGUCGUUAGCUUGUAUUUACGUCGGUAAACUAGAAAUUAAUUUAAUUCAGUAGUUUAAAUAAUAAAAUUAGGACUUUUGCAAAAAUAAUUCUAAAAGUGCUUAAAGUGUACCAUUGGUGGCCAUUACAAAACCUAAACUUUUUUAUCAAGACAAAUGUCCAUUUGAUUUGAUGUUUCGGCGACGUUGUGCAGCUAAUCAAAAGUAACAUUCCCCGCAAAAGAGGAGAAUGAGUUUAUGGUAACAAAAAUGAUUUUGAGAUAAAUUCCCAACAGUGAAUUUGUUAAAUAGUGUACAAAAAUAUAAAAAAAGCAAUAUUUAAAAAGUAGUGAUUUGAAAGUGGCGUGUACCGUGACAUGGGGAUUAUGUGCUGGUGUGAAUAUUCUUGGAAGCUGUGGUGACAUGGACUGCAGGGGUGCGGCCAGGGAAGCUGAACUCCAGGAGUGAUCAGUGUGCUCGGCAUAGCACCUGCACCAGACCCUAGUAUUAUGAAUAAACGAGACAGCAAUAAGGAAAAGGAACGUCAAAGUGACGAUAAAAGAACUUCUGCCGCGACCGGUGCGGUGGGCGGGCGCGGCGUGGGCGGCAGCAGCGCGAUGCACACGUCGCGGCACUCGGUCACCUCCUCAUCGGGGGUGCUCAUGGUGGGGCCCAACUUCCGCGUCGGCAAGAAGAUCGGCUGCGGCAACUUUGGUGAACUUAGGCUCGGGAAGAACCUCUACAACAAUGAACAUGUAGCGAUUAAGAUGGAGCCUAUGAAGUCCAAGGCUCCACAACUACAUCUAGAGUACCGAUUUUACAAGUUACUAGGCACGCACGCCCCGUCGACAGCGGAAGGUAUCCCCGAGGUGUACUACUUCGGGCCGUGCGGUAAAUACAAUGCCCUCGUGAUGGAGCUCCUGGGUCCGUCGCUGGAGGAUCUCUUCGAUCUGUGCGGCCGACGAUUCUCUCUAAAGACUGUAUUAAUGAUCGCCAUGCAGUUGCUGCACCGCAUCGAGUAUGUCCACACGAGGCACCUCAUAUACCGAGACGUGAAACCGGAGAAUUUUUUAAUAGGUAGAGCAUCCACUAAACGAGAAAAAGUCAUUCACAUCAUUGAUUUCGGUUUGGCCAAAGAAUAUAUAGACUUAGAGACAAACAAACAUAUCCCAUAUCGGGAGCACAAGUCGCUCACCGGGACCGCGAGAUACAUGUCAAUAAAUACACAUUUAGGGAAAGAACAAUCGAGACGCGACGACCUAGAAGCCCUCGGGCAUAUGUUUAUGUAUUUUUUACGUGGUUCCUUACCCUGGCAGGGAUUAAAAGCUGAUACACUUAAAGAGAGAUACCAAAAAAUCGGCGAUACCAAACGGGCAACACCUAUUGAGGUGUUAUGCGAAGGUCACCCCGAGGAGCUGGCGACGUAUCUCCGCUACGUGCGCCGGCUGGACUUCUUCGAGACUCCAGACUACGACCAGCUGCGGCGCAUGUUCCGUGAUCUGUUCGAGAGACGCGGAUACGUAGAUGACGGCGAGUUUGACUGGACCGGCAAGACGAUGUCAACACCGGUGGGCUCAAUCCAGACUGGGCACGAGAUCGUGGUGUCGCCCAACCGCGACCGACAUCAGCCUUUCCACAAGGGAGCCGUUAAAGAUACUGGAACGGGUGGCACCGCCAAUACUGGCGGUAACUGGCCUCACAGCGGGAAAGCCACGCCUCUAACUGCAGGCCAUUUGACCCCAGCUGAUCGGCAUGGAUCUGUACAGCUAUUGAAGAAUAAGCAUUUUCGGUAUGUGAAAUUUCCCGGAUCCGUUUCCACGGUGGUGAGCUCGACAAACGGCGAGCUGGGGGCGGACGACCCGACGGCGGGGCACAGCAACACGCCCAUCACGCAGCCCCAUCACGAGGUCGACGUCGUUGACGACACCAAGUCAGUGUUUCAACUGCAAUCCGUUUAUUCCAGGUGUUGCUGUUUCUUCAAGCGCAAAAAGAAGAAGUGCGCGGCGCGCGCGGGCAAGUGACGCGUGUGCACGUGACCCGCGCACUAGCCCCGCCCCCCGCCACGCCCGACACGCCCCCAGCUCCACCCCCGCCACGCCCACACACUGCGCACUGCCAUCCACCAUCUCACACACAGUACAUCUACGAAUACGAACGAAUAUUCGGACAUAUCUGUGAUUCGUUAUCCAUUUUAUUACUCACAUCCCCAACAUUUGAUAUCUUAAGUCAAAGUAUUGUACACAUUUCUUUGGAUUUGAUAGAUAGGACUAUAUAAUAAGUAUUCAGUUCUCAUUGAAAAUAACAAUCACACGUUUAAUGUCCAUUUCGAUUUCGCUAAUACUCACUUUUUAUUUAUUCCUUUUGAAAUACAUCGUGAUGUGUUAAGCGUGUGUUUUUGAAUGUAGAUUGGUCGAUUGUGACGUCACUUUCACUUUGACUACAUCGAUUGCGAUCCAAAUUAUACGCUGUUACAAGUAAAAAUAUAAACUUUAAACAUUUCAUUUCAAAUUUGGUUAAAUUAUAAGUUAUCCAAAUAAUACAAUUUUACUCAUAAUUUAAAAAAACCCUAAAGGGUUCUGUACCUUGGAAGGGAAAACGGAACUUCUUCAGGAUCACUUAGUUGUCCAUCUGUCUGUGUGUCAAGACCAUUUUUCACAGGAACGCGUAGAGGUAUCAAUCUGGAAUUUAUAUCAAGUACUCAGGUCUACUACUGUACUGCCAGGUCUACUGUCCCUUGGUGUUGUGAAAAAUCAAACUUCUAAGCAAACGCAAUCAUAAGAUACAGUUUACGUCGCAAAUUUUCGACACUCGCAAGGCAAUUAAAACCUACAGGGUAUUUCCCGUAAACUCAGAAUAUUGAAAUUUAGUACGAAGCAACGUCUUAUACCACAGAUAAAGGAAAAAUUGCAAAAAACCCUAAAUUUUACUAAUUAGAGGUUUGUACGGAACACUUUAUGCUUACGGCUUCGUACUUUUUACAAGUUUAUAUUUUAAUUUGAAACAGCGUGUACUUUUAUUUCUUAUUACAUUAUUUAUCGUAGCUUUGGAUGGCAGUGUCAAAAUCAACUCCACGUACUAUGCUACUCCGAUCAUUUCCUUGCGCUUAGUAUAAUCAAAUUUAUCCGACAUCUGUCAUUGUGACAUCUGUCAUCGUGACAUUCGUCAUCGUGACAUCUACGUGUGAAUAAAGACUUAUGACUGUUGUAAACUAUUGCUAGUUUAAAAUAAAUCAAUUUUAGAGUUAUUCAAUGGAAAUGUUAUCAUAUUAUAUAACCACUUAUUAAAAUCUGAAUAAUGUAAUUUUUAUUUUCAACACUAGCAAUAAGUAUGUCCCAAUUAAUGGCUGAAAUGAUAUAGAUAACUUGCGUAUUUAUUGAAAGGGCAACACUGUCUUGCAUCACAUGAUCUUUUACUAUAACUUGUAGCAGCUAGAGAAUGACAUAUUAAAUACAUUAACGUAUUAACAAACUUUAUCUUUUAUUUCAUAUGUAUAUACAGUCGGGGACUUUUAUUUCCUACCCACGGUGAAAUGUCACGACCAAUGUAACUCAAACAAGGAUAUUUGUGACAGAGAGAAGUGCAGCUGCUUUGGUUUGGUCUCUCGGAAAAUACGUAAAACCUACAUAGAAAAUGGCAUAAAAAAAUAGAAUAUGACAGCCACAGUAAAAAAGGAUCUUGUGACACUUUUUGACAUUGACAGGAGGGCGCUAGUGAGCUGUCAUAAUUUAGUCAGACUUAUGCCAACGGGUCAGAUAUCC
Messenger RNA from Papilio xuthus (Asian swallowtail), 3807 nucleotides. It is a transcript of the gene gish, whose product is annotated as casein kinase I gish. The record is from RefSeq and is a predicted model, not a curated record. The coding region runs from base 559 to 2070 and encodes 503 amino acids. Lineage: Eukaryota; Metazoa; Arthropoda; Insecta; Lepidoptera; Papilionidae. The transcript has 14 exons. Gene Ontology annotation, molecular function: ATP binding; protein serine/threonine kinase activity. Gene Ontology annotation, biological process: protein phosphorylation.